Molecule: messenger RNA, 2379 nt
Organism: Ipomoea nil (Japanese morning glory)
Lineage: Eukaryota; Viridiplantae; Streptophyta; Magnoliopsida; Solanales; Convolvulaceae
Product: protein argonaute 4-like
Exons: 20
Coding region: 1-2328 (775 amino acids)
Biological process (GO): regulatory ncRNA-mediated post-transcriptional gene silencing
Cellular component (GO): cytoplasm
Molecular function (GO): RNA binding; protein binding
Source: RefSeq, a predicted model, not a curated record
AUGUGUUCUUAUAACCCUGCCUUGCCUCCUUUAUAUAGGAACACUCGUAACUGCAGUCCUGGGAGUCCUAGUGAGGGUGACAAUAAAAGGUUGCGUCGUCCUUACCGAUCAAAGACCUAUAAGGUGGAGAUCAACUUUGCUGCCAAAAUUCCUAUGAAUGCAAUUGCAAAUGCCUUGCAAGGACAAGAGUCUGAGAACUCUCAAGAAGCGCUGAGGGUUUUGGAUAUCAUAUUGAGGCAGCAUGCUGCGAAGCAGGGUUGCUUGCUUGUUAGACAAUCCUUCUUCCAUAAUGACCCAAAAAAUUUUGCUAUAGUUGGAGGUGGUGUCCUUGGGUAUCGUGGGUUCCAUUCAAGCUUCAGGACUACUCAGGGUGGCCUGUCUUUGAACAUUGAUACAUCUACCACAAUGAUAAUUCAACCUGGGCCUGUGGUAGAUUUCUUAAUCGCCAAUCAGAAUGUGAAGGAUCCAUCUUCUCUAGAUUGGGCGAAGGCUAAACGAAUGCUGAAGAAUCUAAGAGUGACUACAAGUCCAACAAAUCAAGACUACAAGAUAAGUGGAUUAAGUGAGAAGAGCUGCAGAGAGCAGACCUUUACUUUAAAACAGAAAAUCAAGGGUGAUGAUGGUGAAGUUCAGAACACUGAAGUGACUGUUUAUGAUUACUUUGUUAAUAAACAUAAAAUACACUCGAACAAGUCUGCUGAUUUACCAUGUAUCAAAUUUGGAAAGCCAAAACGUCCAACUUACUUCCCUAUCGAGCUGUGCUCAUUGGUCUCGUUGCAAAGAUACACAAAAGCACUGUCUACUUUUCAAAGAGCUUCUCUGGUGGAGAAAUCAAGACAGAAGCCUCAAGAGAGGAUGGAAGUUUUAAGUCAUGCACUGGAAAUCAACAACUAUAAUGCUGAGCCACUGCUUAUUUCUUGUGGCAUAUCAAUCAAUAAUAACUUCACUAAGAUUGAGGGUCGUGUUCUGCCUGCCCCAAAAUUGAAAGUUGGAAAUGGAGAGGAUUUCUUUCCUCAAAAUGGGAGAUGGAACUUCAAUAAAAAGAAACUGUGGCAGCCACAAAAGAUUGAAAGUUGGGGUGUUGUAAAUUUCUCUGCACGCUGUGAUACACGUACCCUUGUCAGAGAAUUGAUUCAUUGUGGAAAAAUGAUAGGGAUUAGCGUGGAUGCCCCUAUUCAUGCAUGGUAUGAGAAUCCAGCGUUCAAAGGAUUUCCACCUGUUGUGAGAGUAAACAAUAUGCUUAAAGACAUCAUGGAGAAGUUGCCUAAAAAACCACCUAAGUUCCUUCUCUGUUUGUUGCCUGAAAGAAAGAAUUGUGAUAUAUAUGGGCCAUGGAAACGAAGGACUCUGAGUCAGCACGGAAUUGUGACUCAAUGCAUGUCACCAACCAAAGUGAAUGCCCAAUAUCUCACGAAUUGCCUACUUAAGAUAAAUGCCAAGCUUGGAGGCCUUAAUUCGGUGUUGACUGUUGAACGUCCUCCUCUCCAACUUGCUUCAAAGCCUGCCACCAUUAUUAUUGGGAUGGAUGUGUCUCAUGGCUCUCCUGGUCAGACUGGCGUUCCAUCAAUUGCUGCGGUUGUGAGUUCGAGGCAGUGGCCUCUUAUUUCUCGUUAUAGAGCAUCAGUGCGUACUCAGUCUGCAAAGGUUGAAAUGAUUGAUAACUUGUUUAAACCUGGUCCUGACAAAACUGAUGAUGGAAUUAUGAGGGAGCUAUUGUUAGAUUUUUAUUUUAGUACUCAGAAAAUGAAGCCUAAACAAAUUAUAAUCUUCAGGGAUGGUGUCAGUGAAUCCCAAUUCAAUCAAGUUCUUAACAUUGAACUUGAUCAGAUCAUUGAGGCUUGUAAAUUUCUUGAGGAGGGAUGGUCACCCAAGUUUACAGUCAUUGUUGCUCAGAAGAAUCAUCACACCAAGUUCUUCCAAGUUAGCUCUCCUAAUAAUGUUCAACCUGGGACAAUUAUUGAUAGUAAAGUUUGUCAUCCGAAAAACAAUGACUUUUACUUGUGUGCUCAUGCAGGAAUGAUUGGAACCACAAGACCAACACACUAUCAUGUUCUUUAUGAUGAGGUUGGAUUUUCAGCUGAUGAACUGCAAGAACUUGUGCACAACCUAUCCUAUGUGUCCCAAAGGAGCACCACUGCCAUAUCUGUUGUUGCUCCUAUUUGCUAUGCUCAUUUGGCUGCCACCCAGUUGGGACAGUGGAUGAAAUUUGAGGAUACAUCUGAGCAGUCUUCAAGCCAUGGUGGUGGGGGAUCAAACGCAGGCCCAGCCACAGUUCCUCAGUUGCCCACACUACAUCAAAAUGUCAGUAGUUCAAUGUUUUUUUGCUGAGGGUUGACUGUUUUGACUACUAUGGAUUGUAAUAGUUUUGGUAUCGAUGGA